CUUUGGACACCCCUCGACCUUUUCUAGGUCUUAACCCAUCAAAUAACUGCCAUAUGAGGUGACCACGGCUCUUCACACCCCUCCAAAAUCGUCGCAGGCAUGUCCUGCUGUUCGCCACGCGAAGCCGCCCAUGGUUCCGAGGUAUCUGGCGACGACGCGAAGUACGGCGCGUAUCACAGUGAUUACGGCACUGAUUUCACGUCAGAAGAAGAAGAAAUUUUGAUCGGACUAGUGGAUAAAUUCGUGGAGACACAGGGCAGCGACCCGGGUGGUGCCGCGACUAGCGGUUUAAUACUCCAGAGCGCGACAGCGUUUGAGUCGGCAUCUGCAGCGAUACCGGAUAUAGAAGACCAUGUCUAUGUCUCUGGUUUGCAGAUCAGCGAGGAUCAGGGUGGAGGGGAGCUCAGUCCGACUCUCCAGGCGAUCUUGGAAGUUUGGGAGACAUUGUCUGACUACGGGAUCGAAGACAUCGCUGGCUGCAAGGGUGUCGAGCAUCCAGAUUCCGCGCAUCGCCCGGAGAAAGAGCGCCUACAAGAUGAACAAACAAGCCAUCAGCAGGCUGCUGAAGCGAUCACGAAUGAAGAUUCGAAGCCGACGCCGAAUACCACCAAAAUAGACAAUAGGUCACCUUUAGAGCGAUUCCGCAAGGCACCUAUGAAAGGCCUCUCCGUCACAGACCUGGUCUCCCCGGCCUGGUGUGAGCUACAGUACUGGUAUACCCUGACAAAACAUGGACGCAAGAUCCAGACACCGGCAAUGAAGCAAGGGAGUGCAAUGCAUAAAAAACUGGAGGAAGAGGUCCAUGUCACCGUUCCAGUAGAGGUACUAACGAGGGAAGAUGGGUGGGCUUUGAGAAUAUGGAAUGUGAUACACGGCUUGCAGACGCUGAGAACAACUGGAAUGACAAGAGAACUGCAAGUAUGGGGUGUUAUUGAUGGCGAAAUAGUAACUGGCAUCAUUGACGAGCUUUCCUACGAAUGCCCUGAUCCUGAGCUCGAAGCAGCUUCGGAUCCAGGAUCGAUAGAAGUACGAUCGGCAACAUCUUUAACCCCUGAAGGAAAGUCUUUAUCGAAUUAUUUGCUGUCUGCUGCUGGAGGUGGUAAAACACUCUCAGAGUUCGCAUCAACAAAGACUAGUUGGACUGGAGGAGUAGUCCCUGCGCCGUCGACAACAGGGAAAAAGAUAUACAUCACAGAUAUCAAAACGAGGCGCUCUUCUGCAAAACCGCCAACUGUAUCAAGCAUAGCGUUUCGACCUACCCUUAUACAGCUUCAUCUAUAUUAUCAUAUGCUCACCAGACUCAUAACUAGCGACGAUAUCACAAUCGAUGCGAUAGCUUCGCGACACCGCUUGAAAACUGACCAACCUUUUUCCGAUGUUUUUAUUGCUCAGGUUGGCAGUCUCAACGAUGGCUUUCUGGACAUCAACUCGUCGCCACAAUCAAAUCCAGACAGCGAUCAAACGGCUCCCUCGUCGAAUGAGCAAGAUUCCGUCUCCAUCCUUCUAAAACACAAUUCGCUCUCGAGUCUCUGGUCCCUUAUGAAAGAGCACUUCCACCUUACAUUCCUGCCCAAACCACAAAUACCUGAAAUACCCAAUGUCCCGGGUGAAGAUAACGCCAACGACAAUAAAAUCUCCCCACCUACCCUCCUAUCGCCCCUUCUAACAGCAGAGUACAUCUCUUCGACGUCCGAUCCAUCGAAACCCAUGGAAUACAUUGGUAGCAGAUCGUUCUUCUUCGACGCCAACGACUUAUAUCCUUAUCUAGCUGACGGUAUGCGUUUCUGGCGAGGAGGUAGAUCAGCGAAAGGUGUUGGCAUGGUAGAAGCGUGGAAGUGUCGGAUCUGUGAGUUUAGGGACGAAUGCGAGUGGAGAGAAGCGAAGGAGAAGGAAAUUAUAGGAAAAGGAAAGGGAAAAAAGCAAGCGAAAGAAAAAGAUGAAGUCGAGGAAAUAAAUGAUCAAGACCAAUAAGUUGGGUUUUUGUUAUGCCUUGGAAAGAUUUAUUGAAUGUCGCUUGGAAAUUAGUGGACUUAGAUCUUGGUUUAAACGACCUUUCAAGCACAUAUAUAAAGGAAAGACCUACGUGGAGUAUUUAGUUUACUAUUUCUUGUAGUUUGUUCAUUAUUCAAAAGGGUCUUUGAAAUGAUCGGU
Molecule: messenger RNA, 2151 nt
Organism: Coccidioides immitis RS
Lineage: Eukaryota; Fungi; Ascomycota; Eurotiomycetes; Onygenales; Onygenaceae
Exons: 2
Coding region: 100-1971 (623 amino acids)
Biological process (GO): interstrand cross-link repair
Cellular component (GO): mitochondrion; nucleus
Molecular function (GO): single-stranded DNA 5'-3' DNA exonuclease activity
Source: RefSeq, a predicted model, not a curated record